CCCUGGUCUCACAUGGGCAUCGGUUGGCUGGCUCAUGCCGCCAUGAGCUUCACCCUGCUGACAGUUAUCACAGUUAUCAGUUAGUAGCGGCGGAGAUCGAGAGCCCGGUCUACAGACAUAGAUAUAAGAGAACCUUCCGGCAACAUAAAUAAUGUCUGCUAGUGCUUUCAGCUGCAAUGGAGCGUCUCUAUAUGUUGGGGACCUCCUGCCCGAGGUCACAGAGGCUAUGCUGUAUGAAAAGUUCAGUCCUAUCGGUAGCAUUCUGUCAAUCAGGGUAUGCAGGGACAAGAUGACCCGCCAGUCUCUCGGCUAUGCUUAUGUCAACUUCCAGCAGAUGGCGGAUGCGGAACGUGCCCUGGAUACAAUGAACUUCGCAGACAUGAACGGCAGACAAAUGCGCAUUAUGUGGUGUCAGCGCAACCCGUCCCUAAGAAAGAGUGGGGUUGGCAACGUUUUUGUUAAAAACCUGGACAAAGCUAUUGAUAGUAAAUUACUGUACGAUACAUUUUCAGCCUUUGGCAAUAUCCUUUCGUGUAAGGUCUUACAGGUGGCAUGUGACGAAAAUGGAUCCAAGGGCUACGGGUUUGUACAUUUCGAGACCCAGGAAUCGGCCCAGAAGGCCAUAGAUUCAUUGAACGGAAUGAUCUUCAAUGACCAGAAAGUGUUCAUCGGACAUUUCAAGUCCCGUAAAGAGCGGGAGCCCAUACUCGCUGCCCGAGCUAUGUUCACCAAUGUUUACAUCAACAACUUUGGGGAAAAUAUGGAUGACGAACGGCUCAAGGAAUUGUUCUGCAAAUACGGGCCCACAGUGAGCGUGAAAGUUAUGACUGAUCAAAAUGGGACGUCCAAGGGAUUUGGCUUUGUCUGCUUCGAGAAGCAUGAGGAUGCACUCAGAGCGGUGGAGGAAAUGAACGGUACGGAUGUGAACGGUAAGGCCAUUUAUGUGGGAAGAGCCCAGAAGAAGUCCGAGAGACAAGCCGAACUCAGGAGGAGGUACGAACAAAUAAAGCAGGAACGAUUCGCCAGAACUCAGGGAGUCAAUCUCUACAUCAAAAAUCUUGCAAACUGCAUUGACGACCGACGGCUGUACCAGGCGUUUUCACCCUUUGGUACCAUCACCAGUGCUAGGGUCAUGAUGGAAGGUGGACGCAGCAAAGGGUUUGGCUUCGUCUGCUUCUCGUCUCCCAGGGAAGCAACCAAAGCGGUCACAGAGAUGAAUGGUAGGAUUAUAGCCUCCAAGCCAUUGUAUGUUGCCUUGGCGCAGAGAAAGCAGGACCGUCAUGCUAAUCUGGCCAAUCAGUUUAUGCUGAAGGAAAACAUCCGAAUGGUACCGACCCCGGUCCACAAUACUUACCGGCAGUCACCAACACCCAGCUAUUUACUGGCACCUGCUCCACCGACCCAGACCCACACUGCAUACUUUCCAGUUGAACAGAUACCUCAGACUAUGCCUAGUCCGGGUUGGCUGACACAAGCUUUGCAGAAUAUUCCAAGAACUGUCAGAAUGGCUGCUCCCCGACCAUCCACCUACAGCUCAGUGAGGGCGGCAACUUCACAAUCCCGGGUCGUAUCCAUUCAGUGUUUACCAAAUAUUUCACCACAAACGAUUCAAUCCCAGCCUACCCAUGUCAGUGCUGCAGCCUCCAAUUCUUCCUAUGUGUGCUCUCUUCCUCAAUAUCAAUACCUUAAUAAUCAGCAACAGUUCAUCAUUCAGCCACAGAUAGCUGUACAGCAGCAGCCCACUGUCUUUCAAGAAGAACAACCAAUCGCCCCCAUUCAGGCCCCUCCAUGCAAUGAGAAGCAAAUUCUGGGUGAGCGCCUCUUCCUUCUUAUACAAGCCCUGGUCCCUUCAGUAGCUGCGAAAAUCACAGGGAUGCUGCUGGAGCUGGAUAAUUCUAUACUCCACCAAAUGAUCGAGUCACCAGAAUUUCUUCGCUACAAGGUUGAUGAAGCGGUGACUGUGCUCCAAGGCCAUCAGCAACAAACAAUGGGACCUCAGCCCACCACCAUUGCUGCCGCCGCCACUUCUUCCGUCUUCUGCUCCACUCCUCAAUAUCAGUACCAAGAUGCCGUUCCAAAUUCUCAGCAAAACAUUAAUAUACAGCCGCAGGUUGCUGUGCUGCAGCCCGCUGUCAUUCAGGAGGAACCGCAGACUACGUCUACACCAGCUCCUCCUCCUCAUCCUCCAGUUGACAAGAAGCAAAUGCUGGGCGAGCGCCUCUUUUCUGUAAUUCAGUCCAUGCUCCCUUCCGUAGCUGCAAAGAUCACAGGCAUGCUGCUGGAGCUUGACAGUUCCGAAGUUCAGCGUAUUCUCGAGUCGCCGGAACUUCUCCGAUUCAAGGUGGAUGAAGCAGUCGCUGCACUCCAGGACCAUGAGGCUAAGAAUCUGGUGCACCAAGUUGUCAACAAUGCUGCUGUAGUGGUGGCCGUGUAACAUGGGUCUGAGACAGUGUUUCCCAACCAGAGUGCCUCCAGC
Molecule: messenger RNA, 2476 nt
Organism: Hyla sarda
Lineage: Eukaryota; Metazoa; Chordata; Amphibia; Anura; Hylidae
Product: polyadenylate-binding protein 1-like
Exons: 18
Coding region: 152-2434 (760 amino acids)
Cellular component (GO): ribonucleoprotein complex; nucleus; cytosol
Molecular function (GO): mRNA 3'-UTR binding; poly(U) RNA binding; poly(A) binding
Source: RefSeq, a predicted model, not a curated record